Messenger RNA from Trichophyton rubrum CBS 118892, 1208 nucleotides. RefSeq lists its product as uncharacterized. Bases 138 to 629 code for a protein of 163 amino acids. The record is from RefSeq and is a predicted model, not a curated record. Lineage: Eukaryota; Fungi; Ascomycota; Eurotiomycetes; Onygenales; Arthrodermataceae. The transcript is spliced from 2 exons.
CCCCUCUUCUUCUUCUCCUUUUCUCUUUCUUCUUAGCACGCCAGCCUCAACUUGACUGUUCCAAUACACAUACAAGCAUCAACUUGCUGCUUCUGACUACUUCUUUACAAUAUCUCAUCUACGACGAGUAGUCAAAAAUGGCAGACAAUGUUGAGAACUCCGCCGAGGCAGGCAACAAACAAAUGACUGAUAUUGCCUUCAUGGCCGAAUGCUUCAAGUAUCUCCAGGGACCCUUCAAUGUGGAUCUGCCUGCUAUGGCGGAGAAGUUAGGGUACAAGAACCCUGCAUCGGUUGGGAAUCGUCUACGCGCGAUCAAAAAGAAAUGGGGUAUUGGCGUCCCCGAGGGCGCGGAAACCGGCACGGACCCUUCACCAGCUACUACUCCCAAGACUCCUCGUAAGGGAGCCAAGGCAGCCCGUGGGCCGAUCAAGGCCAAACCUGAAGCUGAUGGGGAAGAUUCGAAGGCGGCUGGAAGCCCUGCUAAACGUGGCAGAAAGCCCGCAGCAAAUGGUGGACGGAAGCGCAAAGCUUCCGAAACCAACAAGGAAAACGAGGAGCCAAAGACUGAGAAUGAGACAGCUACUGAGGCUCCCGAAACUACGAAGGAAGCUGAGGAAGAGGCUGCGUAAGAAUUUGAUGUCUAAGUGGUACUGCAUUGACGUCAGGGUAUGACUUCCCCCUUCCUGCUUAUAUUCAACCUCACUAAAUUUAUCCUAGAUCUUCUCGACUCACGCUCUGUCAGUCUCCUUCAAUGCGAGCCCAUCGGCAUCAAAAUUUAAUACUCAAUUUCUAUUUCCUACUUUUUUUUAUGGACUAUCUCAUCCGAGGAACUUGCUAUCACGGAGAUUGUUAAUACCUCUUGCUCUCUAUGAGCAGCUCUACUCUGUGACGCUUGGUUUUAUACCACGCGCAAGUUCUUCUCCCAUUUCCUUGGACAGUGGAUAUGAUUAAAUUGGGACUUCUACUUCGGGCCAGGAUAUCCGGUUGGGUCUAGUCUACAUAGCACAACUACAAUUGAAGUGACCAUUACUCUUUCUUUUCAUUAUUCUUUAUUUUUCUUCAUCUAUUGAGUAGUCCAAUUACGCAAAUCCUGAUACCCCAUAGAGAUUUGGUUGCUAGUUACGCUUACACAGUUGCUGCGUAGCGCGUCUACGUUUCUUUCAUUCCUGGCCCUAACGCGCCUCAUUGUUGUUGUUGUUGUUGUUGUU